CAGCAAGAUGAAGCAGUGAACGAUGCACCGGUGCCACCAGGAUUACUCUCAGUAUAUCGAGUAUACUCGAGCGCCUCAACUCAGGCACCAUUUGUCAGUCCAACAGCACCAGCAAAUGAUGGUGCUUGGUAUGGCGCUGGUAAUAUGCAGCUGUCUUCGAUGAUUAUCAAUAUCCGAGGCAUGAACUCGCCAACUCUGCAUCAAGGUGCACCGGAACCGUAUUCUGGACCAGGAACAAUGCGUUUGUACAGCAUGCGCUUCUGCCCAUUUUGUGAACGGCUUAUUAUUUAUUUAGCAAAGAAAAGAUUACCGUAA
Gongylonema pulchrum is the source of this 315-nucleotide messenger RNA. NCBI's taxonomy places the organism in Eukaryota, Metazoa, Nematoda, Chromadorea, Rhabditida, Gongylonematidae. The record is from the annotation of a GenBank genome assembly.